Molecule: messenger RNA, 3567 nt
Organism: Penicillium mononematosum
Lineage: Eukaryota; Fungi; Ascomycota; Eurotiomycetes; Eurotiales; Aspergillaceae
Gene: dppV
Product: dipeptidyl peptidase DppV
Exons: 10
Coding region: 1-3567 (1188 amino acids)
Biological process (GO): proteolysis
Molecular function (GO): serine-type endopeptidase activity
Source: RefSeq, a predicted model, not a curated record
AUGCCUACUAGCUCACUGUGCGUGUGGAGUCCCAGCACUUAUAUUUCGGUGACUGUCCGGAGUGCAGCCCGUCUGCUUUUCUGCACGUUUCUCUUUAGCUGCGUGGCUGCGUACUUGAUUGACAAUAUGCGCGUGUUUCAAUUGACAACAGCCCUCGGGUCGAUCAUCGUUUCUGCAACAGCUCUUACUCCCGAGCAGCUUAUCGCAGCUCCGAGACGGAGUGAUGCUAUUCCUAAUCCAUCAGGGGAAGUCGCCCUCUUUUCCACCUCUGAAUACUCCUUCGAGACCCAUGCUACAUCAUCAUGGUGGAGUCUGCUGGAUCUGGAGACUGGGAAAGUGACUCAACUUACCAACGACAGCAAUGUCUCCGAAUUGACUUGGCUAGGGUCUACUGACUCGGGCCUGUUGUAUAUCAAUGGCACAAAUGCCGAGAUUCCCGGAGGUACCGAGAUUUGGGUGUCAGAUACCUCUGAUUUCGCCAACUCUGCCUACAAGGCAGCUUUAUUGCCUGCGCCGCUUUCUGGCCUCAAGACGGCCAUCACCGAGUCUGGAGACAUUAACUUCUUGGUGUAUGGAGAGUCCUGGCCCAAUGGAACUGCGUACAAUAAAGAGCUUGUUGCCGCGCCUUUAAGCUCGGCACGUAUCCACGACAGUAUCUACGUCCGCCACUGGGAUACUUGGCUCACGACGAGAUUCAAUGCUAUCUUCUCGGGGACUCUGAAGAAGAAGAGAGCCGGACCUGGAGCGACAUCCGCCUACACUUCUAGUGGAUCUCUCAAGAACCUCGUCGCAGGAGUCAAGAACCUGGAGUCACCUUACCCGCCAUUCGGCGAUGCGUCUGACUAUGACAUCUCCUCCAAUGGAAAAUUGGUGGCAUUCAAGAGCAAGGCACCUGAAUUGCCACGAGCAAACCACACUGCUUCGUAUAUUUAUCUUGUGCCCCAUGAUGGAUCCAAGAAGGCCGUGGCUAUCAAUGGCCCUGACAGUCCUGGCACACCGAAAGACAUCAAGGGUGAUUCGAGCAGUCCUGUCUUCUCUCCAGAUGGCCGUCACAUUGCAUAUCUCCAAAUGGAAGAUAUCUCCUACGAGUCGGACCGUCGCACUGUCUACGUUUACACCAUUGACUCCAAGGAUACUAUUCGUACAUUGGCCAAGGACUGGGACCGGUCACCUGGUGCCAUCAAGUGGACUGCUGACGGGAAGAACCUGGUUCUGAACACCGAGGAUUCUGCGCGCUCUCGACUCUUCCUGCUGCCCGCUGAUGCUGGUAAUGAUUUCACGCCUAAGAACUUCACCGACGGUGGCUCCGUGGCUGCUUACUACGGCCUGCCUAAUGGAGAAUACUUGGUUUCUAGUUCCGCUAUCCAUACCAGUCGUACAGUCUACACCGCGAAACCUGGCGAAGGCGUCACAGGCGUUAUUUUCUCUGCGAGCGAAGUUGACCCCGCCUUGAAGAACCUUGGUCCAUCAGACGUCGACGAGUUCUACUAUAAGGGCAACUGGACAGAUAUUCACUCAUGGAUUGUUUACCCUUCGGACUUUGACAAGUCAAAGACCUACCCGCUCCUAUUCUAUAUCCACGGUGGUCCUCAAGGUUCCUGGGGUGACUCCUGGAGCACUCGGUGGAACUACAAGGUCUUUGCCGACCAAGGAUACGUGGUUGUCGCGCCCAACCCAACAGGAAGCACUGGUUUCGGUGAUAAACUCACGGACGAGAUCGCGAACAACUGGGGAAGCUACCCUUACGACGACUUGGUCAAAUGUUGGGAGCAUGUCCGGGACAACUUCGACUUCAUUGAUACCUCUCGCGGCGUGGCAGCUGGCGCCAGCUACGGUGGUUUCAUGAUCAACUGGAUCCAGGGUAAUCCUCUCGGCCGCGAGUUCAAGGCGCUAGCCAGUCACGAUGGCACAUUUGUGGCCGAUGCAAAGGUCUCAACCGAGGAACUCUGGUUCAUGCAGCAUGAGUUCAACGGCACGUUCUGGGACAACCGAGAGAACUAUCGUCGGUUCGAUCCAUCGGCCCCAGAACACAUUAAGCAGUUCACCACUCCACAGCUCAUUAUCCACAGUGAUUUGGACUAUCGUCUUCCCAUCUCUGAGGGUCUGGCGCUUUUCAAUAUCUUGCAAGAGCGAGGUGUUCCGAGUCGGCUGCUCAGCUUCCCUGAUGAAAACCAUUGGGUCACCAACAAGGAAAACAGUCUUGUCUGGCACCAGCAAGUCUUAGGGUGGCUCAAUAAGUACGCCGGCAUUGACACCCCGGGCUCUAAGGGUAUGUCCCAUACUCUGUCCCCUGAUCCAUCAUCAUCGCCCAUCCGAAAGAAGCAAAAAGGUACACCAUCGGCCAUCCUAGACAGAGCUAACAGCAGCUCCCGGUCAGGAAUUCCCAAGUUGGAAUCCUCUUCCGGAACCCAUCCCCCAAGUGAGUAUUGGAAUCAACUUACAGACUUUCAACGGGCUUUCCUCGAUGGCGCUAUGCAAGAGACAGUCUCUAACCUCUAUGAUUUUGGCGCAGAGAUCAAAGCUGAGACGUCUUCUCCCGCUCCCUCUUCCAUCAUCAAUGACGAGAACGAGAGUCAGUACAACCUUGGCACUCCUGUCCCAUGCCCAAUUUCAGCCCCAUUUCCAUGUACCGUGGACGAUCUUACCUUAUGUCACGCUCCCACCGCUGAUCCCACUGGCUACCCUAUUUUUGUUUCUCGAAAUGGGCGCUGGGACUGGUAUUAUCUUCACUCUAACACCAAGACUACAGAGUCUUCCGCUACACCUGCCAAUGGUACGAGCAACGGAAAUACCAAGACAAAGAGUGAGUUUGCAAACGACCUCUGUCUUUGCCCGAACCAAUUUCCCUGCACGAAGGACGACACUACUUUGUGUCCUUGUCCCAAUCCUGGUCCCAAUUCCGCCAACGGUCCCACCUUUUCUUCUCAAAACGGACUCGUCUCCCCCAAGGUCAAGAUGGAGGACAUCCCCGAGGCCAAUCCAAGGGUCCAGCGACCAAGCAACCCCCUCUCGACCACAUUCACCGCUGCUGACCUGGAUCACUUCGUCUUCCACGGCGUCCACGACAGCGAUGACGACAUCUCCCCAGUGCCCUCACUGGUCGAAAACACAAACAGGCAAUCCAGGCCCGAAAACAUAAUCGAGCAUGUCAGGGCCGAAAACAUAGCUGAGCAAGCCAAGACUGUGAAGCAUGUGAAGUUCUUCAUGAACAAUUCCCACGACAAGCACUUCGUUCCCUUCGAAGUUCCUGCUCUCAUUGGCAAUGAGAACUGGGAGCCCUGGUUGGCCGGCAUGUACCUGCUCUUCCGCCAGCACUCGGUGUGGUCUGUUGUGACUGCAGAACUUCAGCCACUGCCUCCAGGUCACAAUUUGCACCUGUGGUACAAGCGCAUGCUCGAUUGUGCAGUUGCCCUUAUCUACGCCAACGUCUCUGAUGUGGUCCGCAACACUCAUUGUUUCAUGCGUACCCUGCACGAUGAUGAUCCUGACGAGUUGAUGGCCCACCUGUACGCUCACUAUGCCGAGCCUAAUUUGACUCACCCGCAUGAAGAGUCUGAGCUUGAUUAG